AUGGUUGAAGAUGAGCCGGUAGCACGAACGCCAAAGUAUGCAAGCUUCAGCCCAAGCAAGAAGGCGGAAGAUGAAACGAAAGUUGGCACUGUCGAUGUCAGCUACGUGGACCCCUUGUCCCAGAAGGUUUCCAGCAAAGAAGUUUAUGUAGAUCCGGAAACGUGGUCGAUGCGUGCCAACACCAUGCGUUUCCUCAUCAGCGCCGACCUUGUGAACCUUGUGACCGAGUCACAAAUGGUGCGACGGAAGCGCUUCAGGAAGGCCAAGAAGGUUAUGGAGGAGACGCGGCUGGCGUUCCUGGUGGAUCUGUGGAAGCUCCGAGGGUUGGUUGGCAGAGUGCAUCGAGCCGUUGAGGUCGAAGAGGAGCUUGUGGCAGCUGCUCUCGACGAGCCCUGUCCCGUUCGCUUCUUCGUCCCCGAGAUGUACUUCGACGAUCACACGCUGGACUGCAUCACCAAAGCAGGGGCAGGUUUCUCGGGCUAUCUUCUCGAAGAGAUCCGGAUCUUGCAAGAGCGAUUGGAUCUCCUUGGCGGAAAGAACUGGCGGAACCUGCUGGCCUAUGCUUUAAAGUACAUGAAGACCACUGAGAUCGGCGAGAUUGUGGUGGAUGCAUUUCCGGACGUUUCCACCCGUCGGACCGUCGAAAAUGCGAUUACCCGUGGUUUGUGGGACCAGAUCGAGGAGUUGCAGCCGGUGGUGGACGACUUGGAGGCCGAAAUGGUGCAGAUGAGACUUUUGGAGGAUUGCGACGCCCGAGUCGAGGCAGUCCAGGAGGACAUCGCCAGGAAGCUGGCAGCCAUCAGCUCCUUCAAUGAGCGACACGUGACAGCGGUGACCAGGCUUCAGGAGCCAGAUCCGGUGAUUCCUCCGGACUCUGCGUCUGAGAUCGAAGAAGAAGAAGACGAGGAAUCGGAAUCAGAUCCUGACGACGAGAGCGCCACUUCCAGUGUUGCCGAUGCCUGGGAUGAAGAAGAGGAGAUUCGAAAGUUCAUCGCUGCGCAGGGGCAACCUCCUUCCAAGGCUGAGCUGAAGAAGCUGCGGAAGUCUGUUGCGCAAGACACGAAGAUCGCGAAGUUGAAGUCGCAGAAGGAGUCACGCCAGCAGGACAUGGAGGGACAGAAGAGAGCACGGGUGAAGAGUCUGCUGGCCAAGUGGGAGAAGAGCGCCAACGAGGCGCAGGAAGAGGUGAAGGAGCUGGAUCUGCCCUUGCAACGGGCAGAGCACAAGACAAACCAGGAGAUCGACGAGGAGGUUCUCAAAGAGGCGGAAGCGGCCAAAGCCAUGGAAGCCGAGGCGGAGACUCUGGCACAAGAGGCCUCGGCAGCGACGGAGAAAGCGCAGGAGCUCACGGCCCAGGUGGAGGAGCAGACUGCGGCGGCCGAGCAGGAGAAGGCGGAGGUGACAGAGCUGGUCCAGGAGAAGGCGAGCCUUCCUCCACCGGAUCCUCGGAGUGGACUCCUGCGGAGGCUGGGAGAGGAACAGGUGGAGCUCAUGAAGCAGACGAAGGUUUACAAAGAGAAAGUCCUUCAAAUCAAGGGCCGACUCCGGCUCUUGAAGAUGGAGCUGCGGGAGCUCUACCGCAUGCUCGGUUGGGCCUGGGAGGACUCGGACAGUGACGACGACGGCGAAGAGAAGCCUUACUGGCUUCGAAAGCGCCUUGCAAAGAAGACAGCCACAGAGAAGAGACCCUUCAACGAGCACCACUUCCUCAACCAGGAGGACAAAGUCAUGGACAGGAGAAUCAAGCGGAUGGCUAGCCAACGGAAGCUGAAGGACACCAACACCAUCAUGUCCCAGCUGCAGGCGGCGCGCCGAACGUGCAAAGCAAAGGACCUGAAACGCACGCAGAGCAUGGGCGAUUCGCUGACAGAGAGCAGCGUGUUGCCCUUCAAAGUGCCAGAGCAAAAGAGAUCCUUGGAGCACCGGGCUUCAGAGGAGGCACCGGAGGAGCGGGACGGUCAACGCUCCGCACCGCGCGCCUCGGCCGCCUCGGGUUCUCAGGGAGGCUCCGGCGCCCGACAGCUGCGGCAGCUGCGGGAGAUCUUGGAGUCGCAAUUGCGGACGUGUGCAGAGUGCUUCCGGGCCUUGCUUGGCGAGGGUAGCUCCGAAGGGCUAGCAGAGCUGCGGCCGCGUCUUGACCGGCUUCUGGAAUUGCAGCUCGGGCUUGGGAAGGAUGAGCUUAACGAGGAUCAGUCUGAGUACGCCGAGCAGUUGUGCAGAGCGGAGGACAGCUUCGCAGCUUUGCAGGGCCUGAUUGGUGAAGCUGUUGGCUACGGCUCCUCGGAGCUGCGCCAGUCACUGGAUGUUGGUGAGCUUCGACGGCGCCUCUCGGAUAUCCGCGCCAGUCAGCGCCAGCUGCAACACGAGCUGCGGAAGCUCGCGCAGCCAAGGCGCUCAGUAUCCACCCCGUUUGAGACCGAGUUCCUGCUGUCCAGCUCGCGCAUGUCGAGCCACAGCAUGUUGUCAAUGAACGAAGCCCCUCCCUCGCAAGAUGGUGAUGCCUCGCUGGGGUUCAAAGAGCCCGGGGUCGGAGGCAAUGGGAAGUUGCAGGACCUCAGAAGGAAGACUGGACGAAGCGGCACUCGUCAAGGAAGACCCGAGGCGGUUGACUUUGGCUUUCGCCCGGAUGGUGCGGGCGAGGAGUCUGUGGAAAGUUGGUCUCUUUUCAAGGUCAGCAAGGCCGCGGGAGAUGCUGGAGGAGCCACGGUGGGUGACCCAUCAGCGACAGGCUCGCUUUCCGGCACUCGCCCGGGGCGCGUUAUCCGGCCACCAGGCGACCGAAACCGAGCCCAGGAGUCCAAGAUGUCCAGGCUCCAGAACGUGGCUUUGUACUGCGACUUCAGCGACUACAUGUCGCAGCUGCAGCAGUCUGCCACGGAGAUGUGGCACAGCGCUUCAUCCCCGGAGCUUGGGAAGAAGGGUCCAAGCCUUCCUGACUUAGUCAAAACAAAAGCCCCGGAGGAGCUGUCCCUGGCUGUUGCAUCAUCCACAGGCAAGGGCCGCUGGAAGUUUUCAAACUGCUAUGGCGGUCGCAAAAAGGCUCCGCCGGAUGCGGCUUGGACGACCAGUGGGUGGUAG
Molecule: messenger RNA, 3078 nt
Organism: Symbiodinium necroappetens
Lineage: Eukaryota; Dinophyceae; Suessiales; Symbiodiniaceae
Source: the annotation of a GenBank genome assembly